Cooperia oncophora is the source of this 618-nucleotide messenger RNA. The record is from the annotation of a GenBank genome assembly. NCBI's taxonomy places the organism in Eukaryota, Metazoa, Nematoda, Chromadorea, Rhabditida, Trichostrongylidae.
AUGGAUCGCUGCAAAUUCCUAGUACCGGACCAUAUCACUGUUGCUGAACUUAUGCAUAUCAUCAGGCGCAGACUGCAGCUGCAUCCGGAACAAGCCUUCUUCCUUCUAGUCAAUGAGAAAUCUGUUGUCUCUAAUUCCAUGACCAUGUCUCAGCUUUACCAAACGGAUAGAGAUCAAGACGGAUUCCUCUAUGUUGUGUACACCAGCCAGCCGGCGUUUGGAUUUUCCAUACCUCCUCUUUCUGCAACUCAGAUAAACAGGCGCUGCAUGCGAGAUGACGCUCAGUGGGACGAAAUUCGCACAAGGAGAAGUCUAGCCAAUGUAGCUGCUGCGGCAAAUCGGCUCUUUUUAAAUCUCGCAAUGGCUUGUGCUUUGUGUCCUGAUGGUGAGGCUGGCAAAGACCUCGUUCAGACUUCGCGAAGUCACCAAUCGCUCGAGAGUUCCACUCUCGAGCGAUUGGCUGAAGUGAACGUGGAUCGCAGAGGACAGACGGACGGAGGAGACGAGCUCGUAGUGAUGGUAGUUAAGGACCAGGAACCCGCAUUAUCAUCUCGAUUUGAAUCCAUCACUGCAAUACUUCACAUUAUAGACAUAAAAACAAGGCUCGCUCAGCGGUGA